Molecule: messenger RNA, 831 nt
Organism: Trichoderma breve
Lineage: Eukaryota; Fungi; Ascomycota; Sordariomycetes; Hypocreales; Hypocreaceae
Exons: 1
Coding region: 1-831 (276 amino acids)
Source: RefSeq, a predicted model, not a curated record
AUGUAUCACUUUAUUGACGAGGGACUCUAUCGAUUGGAUGUGAUGCCGGUCUCUCUAAGAGCCGAAUACUUUUACCCAUUCGCCCUAGAGCCACGAAAGGACCCUUUUCAGAAGUGUCCGAUUCUUGAGAUCCAUGGGGGACCACUCAAUGGGUACAGCCCCGACGACCCUUAUGAUGAAUUUGCAAAUUAUAUAGAGAGGCCGUAUGCAGGAGUUUCCGAGUCUGCUAUUUUAGCUUUCAUCUGUAUUCAUGCUACUAAAGAGCAGGCCGUGGACUCUGGCUUAUUUGGAAUACUUCUCGAUGCCCCAGUGCAGCUCGUUGAUUUUGACGAUAAUGAGCUGCUAGAACAGUUCUACGCCCUCUUUCAAAAGGGCUGCUGCAAUGACAAGCGACCGGAAGUAUCCAAGCAGUUCGACUCCAUCUUUGCCCCUGGAUUUCGUUCUCAUGUGGAAAGCUGGAGAGAAAAUGUCGACUGGCUUAUGAUGGCUAAUGCAUGGCGGCGUGCAAAUAAACGCUUCUGCAACUCCAUUCCAAUCGAGGGGGAUCCGGGUCUGAUCUGGGAUCCGCCUCUACUGGAAGAUCAAACCCAUAUCUACAUGAAUAGUAUCCAAGACGUCCAAGGACACACAUUCGACAAUCAUCAUCCUUGGGUGAUACAAGCAAAGAAGGAGUUGCCAAGAGUGACACCAAAAAUCCAGUUCCUUCUUUGUACAGACGACUGUGAUGUAAAUGGGAACGUCGGCAUGGUGCGCGAUAUACCGCUACCGUUGAAUCGUCGAAGCGACUGGUUUGACAACUUCCUGUAUGCGGAGCUUGCAGAACUUUCGUGA